AAAAUAUUUUUGAUGAAUGAGGAAACCAUGGAUGCUUGUCGUAUUUUAAUGUGCAGACCGACAUACUUUAAGGUUUCGUACUCUAUUAAUCCAUGGAUGGAAAUGAAGGAUCCUGUCGAUACGAAAAAAGCCAUGGAACAAUGGAAUGCACUUAAGAGUACUAUAGAAAAAUGUGGUGCUACUGUCGAAGUCAUGGACGCUAAGGACUUACCAGAUCUCGUGUUCACUGCCAAUGCAGCCGUAGUCAGAGGCAAGCAAGUGUAUCUGGCAAACUUCGCCCUCCAAGAGCGAAAAGCAGAAUGGAAAAUCAACGAUGAAUGGUUCCGGCAAAACGGAUUCAACACUUUCUUCAACGCAACUAUACCUCAUGAAGGUACUGGAGAUGCUCUAUGGUGUUGCAACGGUACGGUGCUGGUCGCAGCAGUUGGUCCAAGAUCGGACGUUCGUGCCUUGCCGGAUAUCCAACAAAAACUGCAAACUAACGGCGAUACUUUCAAAAUUUUAGCCGUUCGACUUGUUGAUGACAGAUUCUACCAUCUUGAUACAGCAUUUUGUCCACUGAAUGACAAACUUGCAUUAUGGUUUCCGCAAGCGUUCGAUCCAGUCUCUCAGCAUAAUAUGAGCAAUUACUUCCAAUUGUUACCGGUUUCUGAGAGUGAAGCGAAGCGAUUUGCCUGCAAUGCUGUUGUCAUCGGCAAUCAUGUGAUAAUGAACGAAGGAUGUGAAAGGAUCGCUCAGCUUCUCGAUCGUCAUGGCUUCAAGGUACAUUUCGUUCCGAUGUCAGAAUUUCUCAAGUCCGGUGGAUCAGCGAAAUGUUUAACACUACGAUUGAAUCCAUAA
Molecule: messenger RNA, 840 nt
Organism: Haemonchus placei
Lineage: Eukaryota; Metazoa; Nematoda; Chromadorea; Rhabditida; Trichostrongylidae
Source: the annotation of a GenBank genome assembly